Bradysia coprophila is the source of this 1759-nucleotide messenger RNA. RefSeq lists its product as uncharacterized. The record is from RefSeq and is a predicted model, not a curated record. Gene Ontology annotation, molecular function: protein binding. NCBI's taxonomy places the organism in Eukaryota, Metazoa, Arthropoda, Insecta, Diptera, Sciaridae.
UCAAUUCAAUUUCUAUUUCUGUUACGUAUCACUUGAAAAUAUUGAAACUGUUGUAGCAAACAGCGAGUAUAAACAAAGAACGAACGAGAAGAGCAUCUCACCGCUUCUGAUUCUAUUGAAACAUUGAUCGGUUGGUCACUAGACGGUGGAUAGUGUUCAACAGAUUCUUUCGAUUUUUCAUUUCAUUGAAUUGACUUUGUUAUUGCGAUCAGUGUCAAAUUAUGGCUAAAUUAGUUUCUAUUUUCUUCUUCUGCAUUUUGUGUUCGGUGGGAUUUGCUUCAAUUAAGUACGAGCAUAUUAGUAGCUGGGAUCGUAAUUAUUACGAGCGUUGUAUUUCUUGCCGAACUAUUACCUUCACGUGUGGUGUAAAUAAUAGCGAUGACGCAGCGAUAAAUCAAAAUUGGACUAGCGAAUACUACGAACAUAUUUCUUUCGUUAACUGUAAAUUUACUGAUAUCCUCAGCAGCAUUAUUGCAAUGUUUAACAGUAUCCGCUCACUCAACAUAACCGAUGUCGAAUUAUACACACUGCAACCAAAAGUGUUGUCGAAUCUCACUAAACUGGAAAAAUUGAUGGCGAGCAACAAUCGACUCACCGAACUUCCACCGAAGCUUUUCGUGAAUACAACGCAGAUUGCCAACGUAGACUUCUCCAAAAACGCUAUAAAACGCAUCGACCCACUAACUUUUGAGAAUGUAACCAGUCUUCAAACACUUAAUUUGUCGAACAAUCAACUCGAUCGCAUAGAACCAAUUUGCCUCGAUCACCCGAAAUUACGGGAGUUGGAUCUAUCAAACAACCAUUUAUCGUUUGUAGAAAAGAAUGUUUUUGAUAAAUUGGCGAAUUUGUUGAAGUUGAAUUUGUCGAACAAUAAUUUGUCGCCUUUAGAGGACGGGCUGUUCGAUAAGAUGACGGCAUUGACGCACCUAGACCUAGCUUCCAAUCGCAUCGGCAAUCUGCACGUUGGUAUCUUUUCGCAAUUGGCCAACUUAGAAUAUUUGUCCUUACGGGGAACAAACAUCUCAAGCAUCGAACUGGGCACAUUUUCGUACCAACACAAGUUGAUUUCAUUGGAUUUGUCCGACAACCAAAUAACAGAGUUCGAUUUCGAUCUGUUCUUUCCCAUCGUGCAUGAUCUACGGUCACUUUAUCUAAGUCAAAAUCGGUUGCAACAUUUGAAUGGAUUCCGAAAUGCAAUAUUUCCUAGCUUAGUGUUACUGGACAUCCAAAACAAUUCAUUCAACUGCUCGUAUUUAAAAUACUUUUUCGGACUCGUCAACUGGGAUAAAAUUCGUCUUGCCGUCGACCCUUCAUCGACCCAACCACGUAAAUCAAACAUUCGGGGAAUUAACUGUGAAGCCUCUUCGACGUCAGAAGCAUACAUCAAUGAGUAUUCAACCGUUCAAAAGACCGAGAUGCAAAACAGCUUGAAUGAUAAUCUUAUCCGUUUAAUCGUCAAGUCAAGUGAUGAAGCCUUCGGCGUGAAAGUGAUUCUAUUUCUAGUUCUUACGGUCAUUGCGACCUGUGGAGCGAUGUAUUUGCUGGUGAAUCGAAACCGACUCUUCAAUUCGAACCGUUAUCACCGUGGGGUCGGCGAACAAGAUGCAUCAUCAGAUCCAAUGGUGAAAUAUUCAAGUGAUGGUGUGUUACUGAUGGAAUGACUUCCUUCUUCAUUUUUACGUUGUGCUUGGACAUGGACAUGUAACAAAAAUUGUAACCUAAUUAUCGAAAGUAGACAAACAGUUCAUGUCAGUUGAUU